Chelonus insularis is the source of this 927-nucleotide messenger RNA. RefSeq names its product NSA2 ribosome biogenesis factor-like IP259 (gene Ip259). The transcript is spliced from 2 exons. NCBI's taxonomy places the organism in Eukaryota, Metazoa, Arthropoda, Insecta, Hymenoptera, Braconidae. Gene Ontology annotation, biological process: maturation of LSU-rRNA; maturation of 5.8S rRNA. The record is from RefSeq and is a predicted model, not a curated record. Gene Ontology annotation, cellular component: nucleolus; preribosome, large subunit precursor. Bases 80 to 859 code for a protein of 259 amino acids.
GUUCGAGACGAUCUUUUCUUUGCCGCAUGGCGUAGCUGAAGAAUUUAUACGAGGCAUUGAAAUAAAAUAAACUUCCAAAAUGCCUCAGAACGAGUACGUAGAGCGUCAUCAGAAGUUAUAUGGGCGAAGGUUAGAUUAUGAAGAACGAAAACGUAAACGAGAGGCGCGUGAACCACAUAAACGUGCUGAAAGAGCGCGUAGCCUACGUGGUAUCAAAGCCAAAAUCUUCAAUAAAGAAAGAAGAAAUGAGAAGAUUCAGAUGAAAAAGAAAAUUAAAGCUCAUGAAGAAAAGAAAGUCAAGCAGAAAUCUGACAAUGUACCCGAAGGAGCAUUGCCUGUUUACUUGUUGGAUCGAGAUGUUUCGCAACGUUCAAAAGUUCUUUCAAAUAUGAUAAAACAAAAACGAAAAGAAAAAGCAGGAAAAUGGGAUGUUCCUAUUCCAAAAGUAAAAGUACAAUCAGAAUCAGAAGUUUUCAAAGUUCUCAGGAGUGGUAAAACUAAGAGAAAGUCAUGGAAAAGAAUGGUGACAAAAGUCACUUAUGUUGGGGAAAACUUUACAAGAAAACCACCAAAGUUUGAACGAUUCAUCAGGCCAAUGGCAUUGAGAUUUAAGAAAGCACAUGUAACUCAUCCUGAACUUAAAGCUACAUUUUACUUGCCUAUCAUUGGCGUCAAGAAAAAUCCCAGUUCAACUAUGUACACUUCAUUAGGAGUAAUCACAAAAGGAACGAUUAUAGAAGUUAAUAUUUCAGAGCUUGGUUUAGUAACACAAUCAGGAAAAGUUGUUUGGGGAAAAUAUGCCCAAGUAACAAAUAAUCCUGAAAAUGAUGGAUGCAUCAAUGCAGUUUUAUUAGUCUAAGAAAAUUAAUUGUAAUUAUAAUUGUACCUUUUGAUUAAUUCAAUAAAUUGUCUCCACUCAAAACCUUA